AUGGGCUGUUUGUCCCAACGCCAGCAGCAGCAGCAGCAGCAGCAGCAGCAGCAGCAGCAGCAGCAGCAGCAGCAGCAGCAGCAGCAGCAGCAGCAGCAGCAGCAGGCGGCAGCCAUGUUGAUGAUGCACAGCCUUGGUGGGGCGAUAGGGCUUAUGCUGGCCGGCGUGGUGCUGCUCGGCACCUGGCCAGCGGCAUGGAACAAAGUGGAGCAGAAGGGCCGGACACCAGCCCACAUUUUCAUGGAUUACGCGACCACCUAUCUACUGGUCGCCGUACUCGCCGCCCUCACCCUGGGCCAGCUCGGGCCCGACGGCAUCCCCCACCUCAACUUCCUCGAGCAGCUGCGGCAGCCCAACGGGCGUGUGAUUGGCUUUGCCGUUGCGGGCGGCGUAACCCUGGCGGUCGGCGACAUCGCCAUGCAGUACGCCACGGCCCUCCUCGGCCUCAGCAUCGGACCCCCGCUGCUCAACGCGACAACUGUGGUGGUGGGCGUGGUGCUGACCUACUUCCUGGACGGCGGCAUCAACAACGCCCACCUGGUCUUCCCAGGAAUGGCGUGCGCCAUACUGGCCAUUGCCCUGGGCGCAGCCGCCCACCUGUUCAGCCACCGAGGGCAGCAGCGGCAGCGGCGCGAGGGCGAGGAGCGGCAGGGCACGGGCGAAGAGGAUGGCGUGGAGGCGCAGGAGUCAGCCCGGCCGCUGAGGCCUGGUGACCUGUUGCAGAAGGGGAUAAUCAGUGAGGCUGCCCCAGGCGGUAGCUUGGGCACCGAGGACGCGACCGUGGUCUGCAGCAGCGGUAGAGACGUUGAGCUGGCGGCGCCGGCGCCGACGGGCGGCGCGCAGCGCAGCCUGAAGCGCGAGCGGUCGAUCCAGCUCGCAGGCGGCGGCAAGUGGCACCAGGGCGUUGCGGUUGCGCUGCUGGGCGGCGCUGUCUACAGCCUGUUUCUCCCCGCCUUCCAGAUCGCGGCCACCGACGCCUUCCGGCUGCUGCCCCCCGACACGCCGCCCCCCAGCGUCUGGACCACCAACUUCUACUUCGCAGCCGGCUUCUUCACCGCCUCCGCCACCGCCAACAUCUGCUUCUUCUACCGGCCCCCGCUGGGCGGCCGCAAGUCCAGCUUGGCGGGCUGGCUGCGAGACAACGACGGGCGCCUGCUGAGCGUGCUGUCCGGCUUGUUGGCGGCCGCCGGCGACCUGACCCAGUUUGUGGGCGGCCAGGCGGUCGGCUACGCGGCGGCGCAGCUGGUGAUGGCCUACCCCGUGGUGGGCGUCAUCUGGGGGCAGCUGCACUUCAGGGAGCACCGCGGGCGCGGCGGCGAGGCGGCGGCGGCACGCGCGCUGGUGGCCGGGCAGGUGGCGCUGUACUGCGCCGCGGUGGGGCUGCUGGCAGGCAGCGCCAAGCUCAGAGACACCUCAGGCGCCGGCGGCGCGCAUGCGCAUGGCUGA
Molecule: messenger RNA, 1446 nt
Organism: Monoraphidium neglectum
Lineage: Eukaryota; Viridiplantae; Chlorophyta; Chlorophyceae; Sphaeropleales; Selenastraceae
Product: Ureide permease 1
Exons: 5
Coding region: 1-1446 (481 amino acids)
Biological process (GO): nitrogen compound transport
Cellular component (GO): membrane
Molecular function (GO): uracil:monoatomic cation symporter activity; allantoin:proton symporter activity
Source: RefSeq, a predicted model, not a curated record